Messenger RNA from Durio zibethinus, 2638 nucleotides. RefSeq names its product UDP-N-acetylglucosamine diphosphorylase 2-like. The record is from RefSeq and is a predicted model, not a curated record. Gene Ontology annotation, biological process: UDP-N-acetylglucosamine biosynthetic process. Lineage: Eukaryota; Viridiplantae; Streptophyta; Magnoliopsida; Malvales; Malvaceae. Gene Ontology annotation, molecular function: UDP-N-acetylglucosamine diphosphorylase activity.
UUUGAACAUAUAUCUUAUUUAUAUAUAUGUCGGUGGUUCCAGUGGCAUAAGCGUAGAGCAAUAAAAGAAUAAUCCUACAAAAGGAAGGAGAAGGUGGCAAAACCAAAGAUUAGUCAACAAUUAAGAAAUGGCAAAUUCCAUGCCUUUUGCCUAAACUUUCUAUCUACCAACCUUAAAAGUUAGCAGUUGACACCCACCACCAUUUUUGCCACUCUAUAGAAACCAACCAAAGUGUGGCAUAACGUUAAAUUCUUUUUAACAGUAGAGGCCGCAACUUGGGAUAGUUUAACAGUUUGUUAUGCCGUAAUUGGGAAUGGAAGGAGAGGGCAUUGAAGUCAUUUCAUACAUGUCCACACACACCCGAAGUUGGUUCCCUCUUGUGUCUUAAACUCUCUGCAGCUAGAGCCUCUAAGCAAAGCCCCAAAGAUACACGAAAGAAAAACACAUAGAUCUUGCAAAACGUACCGCCAAAGAGACAAAUGAGGGAACCGACGAUGGUGGUGGGGAUACACAACAACGCUGCAGCUGGACCGCUGCCUCCACCGACGUCACCCCCGCCGCAAGCAUUACUCGAGAGGCUCAAGGAUUAUGGCCAGGAAGACGCUUUCGCCCUUUGGGACGAGCUUUCCCCUGACGAACGCCACCUCCUCGUCAAGGACAUCGAGAGUUUGGAUCUGUCCAGAAUAGAUCGGAUCAUUCGCUGUUCUCUUCGAUCUCAAGGACUGCCGGUGGCAGCAAUAGAGCCAGUUCCUGAGAGUUGCGUGUCAUCGGUAGAGGAGAGAACGAUGGAGGAGAGGGAAAGAUGGUGGAAGAUGGGAUUGAAGGCUAUAUCAGAAGGAAAAUUGGCUGUUUUGCUUCUAUCUGGUGGCCAGGGCACUAGGCUUGGAAGUUCGGAUCCCAAGGGAUGUUUCAACAUUGGACUUCCUUCUGGGAAGUCACUUUUUCAACUGCAAGCUGAGCGGAUUUUUUGUGUUCAAAGACUAGCUGCACAAGCUAUGAAUGGGGCUGGUUCGGUGACAAUACACUGGUACAUAAUGACUAGUCCAUUUACGGAUGAUGCAACACGCAAAUUCUUUGAAAGUCAUAAAUACUUUGGUCUUGAAGCAGAUCAAGUAACUUUUUUCCAGCAAGGCACCAUACCUUGUAUCUCAAAGGAUGGUCGAUAUAUCAUGGAGACACCAUUCAAGGUAGCUAAGUCUCCAGAUGGGAAUGGAGGAGUAUAUUCAGCUCUGAAAUCCACAAGAUUGUUAGAGGAUAUGGCCAUGCGAGGGAUUAAAUUUGUGGAUUGCUAUGGUGUUGACAAUGCAUUGGUUCGUGUAGCUGAUCCAACUUUCUUGGGAUAUUUCAUUGAUAAAGGUGUAGCUGCUGCCGCCAAAGUUGUCCAAAAGGCCUAUCCCCAGGAAAAGGUUGGUGUUUUUGUAAGGCGAGGUAAAGGUGGACCACUUACUGUGGUUGAAUACAGUGAAUUAGAUCAAUCACUGGCUUCUGCGAUUAACCAGCAAACUGGACGUCUUCGUUUUUGCUGGAGUAAUGUGUGCUUACACAUGUUUACUUUGGAUUUCCUAAACCAAGUGGCAAAUGGCCUUGAGAAAGACUGCAUUUACCAUCUGGCGGAGAAAAAAAUUCCUUCUAUUCAUGGUUAUACAAUGGGUUUGAAACUAGAGCAGUUCAUAUUUGAUGCAUUUCCAUAUGCUCCUUCAACUGCUCUGUUUGAGGUAUUACGAGAGGAAGAGUUUGCACCAGUGAAAAAUGCCAAUGGUUCAAAUUAUGACACUCCAGACAGCGCGAGGCUGCUUGUUCUGAGACUGCAUACUCGUUGGAUAGUCGCUGCAGGUGGCUUCUUAACACAUUCAGUGCCAUUAUAUGCAACUGGUGUGGAGGUAUCACCGCUUUGUUCUUAUGGCGGAGAAAACCUAGAGUCCGUAUCCCGUGGAAGGACAUUUCAUGCACCUUGUGAAAUUUCAUUCUAGUUUUUGCACGUUCCAUUGUAUGGCAUGGAUGGAUGUAUUUAUAUGGAUAGUGAGUCAAAAUGCUAAUGUACGAACUAAAGACUUUGCAAUAUUUCAGGCUUUUCAUAUUUAUCAUUAUUGGGUAGUGGUGCCUUGUGGUAUUUGAAGUGUUUGGUGCAUUAACUCAUUUGUGUGUUUAUCAUUUAUCAAUUUAGAAUCCUCUUCAGAACUCACCAUUGAACGGCUUAACCCGAGUUCUGUUACUCUUUUCUACAAAAUUUGCAAGGAAAUCCCGACAGCAUCGGUUUCGGAAGGACCCACCUGAGGAAUCAUCAGCUUCAGUUGAGAGUUGUGAGUUGAAAUCACAAAGUCAUCUAAUGUAAGAAAGAAAAAACGUUUCUUGGGAUAAUGAAUUUAGGGGGAUAUUUUAAGAACCUUAUCUUCUCCACUUUGACCUUUCCCUUGUCCAUUUCUAUCUCUCCUCUCCUCCACCAACUGUGUCUCUUUUUGCUACUCUUUCCGUUUAUUACUUCCCGUGAACAACAAAGUACGAAGGCAUAAAAAAACUAACACAGGCUCAUGGGCUGAUGGGCUCCGCUAAACCUAAUAGUCAGUGGGUUGGCUGCUUGGGUUUUAUCGAACCUCUUCUUUGGAGGGCUUAGAGUUAAUUAUUUAUGUUACCCUUCUAA